AUGUCUCCCGCCGGGGCCGCGGCGUGCCGGUGCCCGGCUCCUCUCAGAGCUGCCGGUCCGGCCCGGCCGCGAACAUGGCGUUCCGCGCCCUCACCCUCCUCCUGCUCAUCGCCGUCGUCGUGGCAGUGCAGUCUCAGCGCACGACGACACUUCCCGACGUCCCGAAGACGUACGUCUGACCAGACGGAGAGCUCGGCAGUAUCCGGCCGGGCCUCCCCUGCGAAGAGCUCCACAUUUGGGCGCACCAGGACAGGUGGCCGUAACCUGCCUUCAUCGAGGCCGGGUUCAAGAACAUUUGGCCGCACCGGCAGCGCCACACUCACCUCCACCACCGGCGGCAAUCGUGGCGCAGCAGCCCGCAAUCGUGGCGCGACCAGCCAGACCCGUGGCGCAGUAGGCCGCAAUCGUGGCACGUCUAGCCAGAGUCGUUAUGCAGCCAACCAGAACCGUGGCGCAGCAGCCCGCAAUCGUGGUACGACCAGCCAGAGUCGCUAUGCAGCCAGCCAGACCCGUGGCGCAGCAUCCCGCAAUCGUGGUGCGACCAGCCAGAGUCGUUAUGCAGCCAACCAGAUCCGUGGCGCAGCCAGCCAGAGCCGCGGCCGCGCGCAGGCCAGGCCCUCCAACGGCCGCGUGCCAAACAGGGUGCUGACGCAGUCACCCACCGUCAACUUCAACUGCCCGGAGCCCGAUGGCUUCUUCGAGAACAGCAAGCAGUGUGACAAGUACUACGAGUGCAAGGAGGGCGUGGCAAAGGAGCAGCUCUGCCCUGACGGCCUGUUGUUCCAUCCGAACCGCUCCUACCCGUGCGUCUACCCGACCGAAGUCGAGUGCGGCACACGGUCGGCUCAGCAGGACCCUCAGCCGACCGAGGACUGCCCUCGCCAGCACGUCACAUUCAAGACGGGCAGCGACCCGUCCGACUGCAGCACUUUCAUAAGGUGUAUCAGCGGCCGCGCCUACCCGUCCGCCUGCCCCGACGGCCUGGCGUUCAAUGCGACGACGCUGGGCUGCGAGUGGGCCGACGAGGUGGAGGGGUGCGACGCGUCAGGUUACCUGGGCUUCCAGUGCGAGCAGCGGGACUUCACGGCUGACCAGGUGGGCGAAUUCACGAGGGUGCCGCACCCGAGCGACUGUACCAAGUUCUACAUCUGCUUCAACAAGGCGGACGGCAGCGUCCAGCCGCGUCUCCAGGGCUGCCCCGAACCGGCCGUGUUCGACCCAGAGAAGGAAGAGUGCAACGAGAACCCGGAGGAGGUGGCCGGAUGCUCGGACGCCAUUCCGCCGGGCGUGCUGGCGACGUUCACGCGGCGCAAGCAGGACGAGACGGACCGGCGCGAGGCGCGCCUGGCAGCGCUCAAGGCCCGGCUGCAGGGCUGACCUCGUGCGGUGACCUCGCCCCAGCCGGCCUCAAACGCCCGGAGGCACCGGCCCGGCUGACCGACCUGUGGAGCGCGUCAGGGAGGCACCGAUGCCCGGCAUUGCGGGCUGGAAUGGUAGCGAUGAACACUGGUCGUGUCCUGGUUUCGAAGCGGAACUCGUGGACGCACUUCCCUAGAGCAAUAAAGCGUGAACAUCUGACAGUGAAGGCAGCUGUCUGGUGUCCGAAGCGAUGUGACGCUCAGCAUGUUCAAAUUUGGAUGCGUGGUAUGUGACAAUAAGGUCCAAGUUAUCGUGCAGGCGUAAAUUCACCAGUGAUGACCUAGUUUCCAUAGUGCUCCGUCUCGAUUUCAAUGAUUCACGCGAUUUAAAGGCAGGCAUAUCACUAAAUAACAAUUCAACAUCAUGCGCGUGUCUUUGAACUCUCAGGCGCCGGACCAGCAGAUGGGUGAUUUGGCAUGCUUGCGUUGCCUAGCCUAAAAACGUGUCCCUAGCGCCUUUGACUUCUGAGUACCGAAGGCUUUGCGGAACACCGCAGGGCGAUCCACGACCGGCGCAGCCGGCGACAACGAUUCCGCGGACCGCACGCGGCGUGCAGACAGUGUUGCAUUAACCUAGCUCUAUGCCAUAAAUCGGUGCCCAAAGCACGUGAAACUACAUGCCAUUGGCUCAUAAUGGAAAAAUAAACGCCUGUUUGGGUGAAGUGUCGCUACAGGGCAAAGUCUUGCACACACGAGCAAGUAUAGUUGAAAGAGCUCGAUUUUCAGGUUUUUUAUUUUCGGCUGGCAUGAUGGGGUCAGUUGGUGACUUAGCGUCAUAGAAUGAAUUUUCAUUUGCGAGAUACAACAGACGGAAGUUUUCCACUAGGUUCUAUCUUUCUUAGUUGGAAACGGCAGGUGGGUGUCAUCGGCUUUCCAAUCAGUUCGCAGUAUGAAAAAGGUGGAUUAGAUUAAACACCUUUUUAUUUUUACAAGCAGUAACUGGGACACUGAGGAGGAGAUCCAGAGAUGAGAGUGGCUGUGUGCAUUUCGCAAGAUUGUGGGCUCGACGUAUAAUCAAUGAAGCAGCCAUCAGCUGCGACGCCGGUGGAGCCACCGCCU
Pollicipes pollicipes is the source of this 2477-nucleotide messenger RNA. RefSeq lists its product as uncharacterized. NCBI's taxonomy places the organism in Eukaryota, Metazoa, Arthropoda, Thecostraca, Pollicipedomorpha, Pollicipedidae. Gene Ontology annotation, cellular component: extracellular region. The transcript has 7 exons. The record is from RefSeq and is a predicted model, not a curated record. Bases 1 to 1377 code for a protein of 458 amino acids. Gene Ontology annotation, molecular function: chitin binding.